AUGCGAUCAACCAGGAGCACCGCCGCCGCAGCCAGACGUGCCACGACGUCCUCGUCGGUUAUGUGCAAGGGCUUCAAGACGGCCGUUCGAGACGACCACUGUUCUGAGCGCUACAAAGCAGAUUGCGCCAGACACGAGGAGAAUCUUGGUCGAGUCCGGCAAAGUCUCCUGCAGCUCGCAGAGGAGUAUGCAUCCCUUCUGGAGGCACAGGAGGCUGAGCACUUCGACUGGCUCUUUGCGUGGCAUCAGCGGCUUCUGCGAAGCAUCGCCGCUGUUGAAGGGAGUUCUGCAAGCAGCGAUUGGCGGGAAUUCAAGCGUAAAGCCUUCAAAGUGACGCAGGACGUUGCAGAGACAAAGAAAGCCGUGGCCGAGCAUGCGGAAGCUGUGCGUGUGCAGAUGGAUUGCCAGCAGCUGGAGGCCCAGCUCCGGAAGACACGGCGCUGUCUGGCACAGCUCGCGGCGGCUCAGCAGCGAGGCAAAGAGGAUGUCCGGCAGCUGGCUGAGCAGAGGGCGCGGGGUGGACGCGGAGCUACAGAGGAGGAGGCUCGUCGAAGCGAGCUGAAGACCUCGCUGGAGCGCCGCAGAAGGAAGGAGGAGCAGAUCGAAAGGCUGCGCAGCACCACCUCAGAGGCAGCAAAGAACUGCGCUGAGAUGCGAGCUGAACUUGAGGAGAUGAGGUCACUUGCCAAGCCCAUGCCUUCACAUGUGUACAAGAUGCGAAUGCAAAGGCUCAAGGCCGAGCUGAUCCUUCAGAGAGACGAGCACCUGGUAAACACCCAGAAGGCGUGCCAGCUCUCGGAGGAAGCCCAGUGUGAACUCUUCAGGGAGGAAUUGGCAGAGUUGCGGCGACGUUACCAGGAUCUCUCGAAGAAGCAGAUGCUUGCCAAAGCGGACCUGCAGGAGGCUUCUUCUGUGCUAGCCAAAAUUCCGACCGCCAGGAGCGCUGCUGCAACCCAGGUGCAAAAGGCUUGGCGUUGCAAGGCAGAGGUGUGGCAGCUGAAGGAGGCUCGGCGUGCGGCCGCAACUCUUCAGCGUGCCUGGCGAAGGACGUCGCGGCGACGUGCCGCCAAUCGCGGUAGGCGGCGGGAGCAUGCCAGGCGUCAUGCGGCUGCCACAGCGCUUCAGUGCUCCUGGCGCGGCGUAAAGGCAAGACGGAAGCUGUUCGAGCGCAUAGAGCUGCGAGGCAUUGAGGAGGAGGAGAGGGUGGGCGAGGAUGAUGAGCUCCCGGAUUUCUUGUCACAGACAGGGCCAGAACACCCCUUCAGCCCUACGCAGAUGGAAGCCGAUUCUCUGAUGGAGCUCACCGAGGACCAGAGCCCCUGCAGCCCCGGGGCCGCGAGUGAGGAUGCCGAGGUGACUCCAGCUCCUGUGCACGACGACAGUAGCUCUGACUACGAAGACAACCCGAGAGGACUCGAAGAGGAGCGCCCCAAAGAUUCGGAAGCGGAAACUCAAAGCCAUGGCGUGGAGGUGCCAGGGGUGAUCGAGAAAGGAGAUGGGAUUCCAGUCGCCACAGCACAAAGGACGCAAGAGAGCCCAGUUCCCAGGGACGAAAGCCCCAAGGACCGAGAUCCAGACGUAGAACAGCCAGAACGAGACGCAGAGGUGCACAGCGAAGAAGACGAGGCUGCAGUGGAUGAAGAGGUCGAAAGCCCCAAGGAUCGUGAUGCAGAAGGAGACGCAGAGGCGCAAAGAGAAGAAGACGAGGCUGCAGUGGAUGAAGAGGUCGAAAGCCCCAAGGAUCGUGAUGCAGAAGGAGACGCAGAGGCGCAAAGCGAAGAAGACGAGGCUGCAGUGGAUGAAGAGGUCGAAAGCCCCAAGGAUCGUGAUGCAGAAGGAGACGCAGAGGUGCGAAGCGAGGCAGAUGAGCCUGCAGCGGGCGAAGAGGUCGAAACUCGCAAGGAUCGUGAUGCAGAAGGAGACGCAGAAGCGCAAGUCGAGAAAGACGAGCCUGCAGUGGAAGAGGUCGAAAGUCGCAAGGAUCGUGAUGCAGAAGGAGACGCAGAGGUGCGAAGCGAGGAAGACGAGCCGGCAGUGGGGGAAGAGGUCGAAAGUCGCAAAGAUUGUGAUGCAGAAGGAGACGUAGAGGUGCGAAUCGAGGGAGAUGAGCCUGCAGCGGGCGAAGAGGUCGAAAGUCGCAAGGACCGUGAGGCAGAAGCAGACGCAGAGGCGCAAAUCGAGAAAGACGGGCCUGCAGUGGAAGAGGUCGAAAGUCGCAAGGACCGUGAUGCAGAAGGAGACGCAGAGGUGCGAAGCGAGGAAGAUGAGCCUGCAGCGGGCGAAGAGGCCGAAAGCCCCAAGGAUCGUGACGCAGAAGGAGACGCAGAGGCGCAAAGCGAAGAAGACGAGGCUGCAGUGGGCGAAGAGGUCGAAAGUCGCAAGGACCGUGAGGCAGAAGGAGACGCAGAGGUGCGAAGCGAGGAAGAUGAGCCUGCAGCGGGCGAAGAGGCCGAAAGCCCCAAGGAUCAUGACGCAGAAGGAGACGCAGAGGCGCAAAGCGAGAAAGAUGAGCUUGCAGCUGGCGAAGAGGCCGAAAGCCCCAACGAUCGUGACGAAGAAGGAGACGCAGAGGCGCAAAGCGAGGAAGAUGAGGCUGCAGCGGGCGAAGAGGUCGAAGGUCACAAGGCUCGCGAUGCAGAAGGAGACGCAGAGGCGCAAAGCGAGAAAGAUGAGCUUGCAGCUGGCGAAGAGGCCGAAAGCCCCAAGGAUCGUGACGAAGAAGGAGACGCAGAGGCGCAAAGCGAGGAAGAUGAGGCUGCAGCGGGCGAAGAGGUCGAAGGUCACAAGGCUCGCGAUGCAGAAGGAGACGCAGAGGCGCAAAGCGAGAAAGAUGAGCUUGCAGCUGGCGAAGAGGCCGAAAGCCCCAAGGAUCGUGACGAAGAAGGAGACGCAGAGGCGCAAAGCGAGGAAGAUGAGGCUGCAGCGGGCGAAGAGGUCGAAGGUCACAAGGCUCGCGAUGCAGAAGGAGACGCAGAGGCGCAAAGCGAGAAAGAUGAGCUUGCAGCUGGCGAAGAGGCCGAAAGCCCCAAGGAUCGUGACGAAGAAGGAGACGCAGAGGCGCAAAGCGAGGAAGAUGAGGCUGCAGCGGGCGAAGAGGUCGAAGGUCACAAGGCUCGCGAUGCAGAAGGAGACGCAGAGGCGCAAAGCGAGAAAGAUGAGCUUGCAGCUGGCGAAGAGGCCGAAAGCCCCAAGGAUCGUGACGAAGAAGGAGACGCAGGGGCGCAACACGAGAAAGAGGGGCCAACGGGUGAAGCGGAUGCAGAGGCGCAAAGCGAGAAAGAUGAGCCUGCAAUUCGUGAAGAUGUUGCAAACCACAAAGCUCCGUUUAACGAAGCUGAUGUUCCAAGAAGUGCUAAAGCACACCAGGAGCUCGAGCAGUCGAAACACGAUGCUGGUGAGGAUGCCGCGAAGGCAGUGGCCACUGCCCACGCGGGACAAGACGGCGAAGAGGCGCUUGCUUCAUCAGCUGGAGCAGCGGGCGAUGUCGCUGUGCACCGCAAGGACUCUUCUGCAGUCCGACCAUUCGAGGCCCACGAAGCAGCGGAUCGAGACGAGCCGGACCGGAGACCUUCCGUACCGUCGCCCACCAGAACGCCGGCGCCCAAAGCACCAGCGGCAGCGCCGCCAGUGCGAGCCCCGGCGAGGCCGAAAGCGCAGAGUGGACCUCAGCGGCCUCCAGCAAGAGCUUCAAAUGACUCGGACUCAGACGACUGA
Messenger RNA from Symbiodinium sp. CCMP2592, 3714 nucleotides. Lineage: Eukaryota; Dinophyceae; Suessiales; Symbiodiniaceae. The record is from the annotation of a GenBank genome assembly.